Symphalangus syndactylus (siamang) is the source of this 2119-nucleotide messenger RNA. RefSeq names its product integral membrane protein 2C (gene ITM2C). Gene Ontology annotation, biological process: negative regulation of amyloid precursor protein biosynthetic process. Gene Ontology annotation, molecular function: amyloid-beta binding. The record is from RefSeq and is a predicted model, not a curated record. Gene Ontology annotation, cellular component: Golgi apparatus; extracellular exosome; plasma membrane. Lineage: Eukaryota; Metazoa; Chordata; Mammalia; Primates; Hylobatidae.
CCUCCCGCGGGGACGGGGCGGGGAGGGCUGGGGGUGGGGUUAGAAAGAGGGACUCGAGCGGGAUCCAAACUUCCGGUGCCUGCAGAGCUCGGAGCGGCGGAGGCACAGACCGAGGCUGCACCGGCAGAGGCUGCGGGGCGGACGCGCGUGCCGGCGCAGCCAUGGUGAAGAUUAGCUUCCAGCCCGCCGUGGCUGGCAUCAAGGGCGACAAGGCUGACAAGGCGUCGGCGUCGGCUCCUGCGCCGGCCUCGGCCACCGAGAUCCUGCUGACGCCGGCUAGGGAGGAGCAGCCCCCACAACAUCGAUCCAAGAGGGGGGGCUCAGUGGGCGGCGUGUGCUACCUGUCGAUGGGCAUGGUCGUGCUGCUCAUGGGCCUGGUGUUCGCCUCCGUCUACAUCUACAGAUACUUCUUCCUUGCGCAGCUGGCCCGAGAUAACUUCUUCCGCUGUGGUGUGCUGUAUGAGGACUCCCUGUCCCCCCAAGCCCGGACUCAGAUGGAGCUGGAAGAGGAUGUGAAAAUCUACCUCGACGAGAACUACGAGCGCAUCAAUGUGCCCGUGCCCCAGUUUGGCGGCGGUGACCCUGCAGACAUCAUCCAUGACUUCCAGCGGGGUCUGACUGCGUACCAUGACAUCUCCCUGGACAAGUGCUACGUCAUCGAGCUCAACACCACCAUCGUGCUGCCCCCUCGCAACUUCUGGGAGCUCCUCAUGAACGUGAAGAGGGGGACCUACCUCCCGCAGACGUACAUCAUCCAGGAGGAGAUGGUGGUCACGGAGCACGUCAGUGACAAAGAGGCCCUGGGGUCCUUCAUCUACCACCUGUGCAACGGGAAAGACACCUACCGGCUCCGGCGCCGGGCAACGCGGAGGCGGAUCAACAAGCGUGGGGCCAAGAACUGCAACGCCAUCCGCCACUUCGAGAACACCUUCGUGGUGGAGACGCUUAUCUGCGGGGUGGUGUGAGGCCCUCCUCCCCCAGAACCCCCUGCCGUCUUCCUCUUUUCUUCUUUCCGGCUGCUCUCUGGCCCUCCUCCUUCCCCCUGCUUAGCUUGUACUUUGGACGCGUUUCUAUAGAGGUGACAUGUCUCUCUGUUCCUCUCCAACCCUGCCCACCUCCCUGUACCAGAGCUGUGAUCUCUCAGCAGUGGGGGGGCCCAUCUCUGCUGACCUCCUGGGUGUGGUGGAGGGAGAGGGGAUGCUGCAAUAUGUUUUCUGUGUCCCACUGUCUUGAAGCUGGGCCUGCCAAAGCCUGGGCCCACAGCUGCACUGGCAGCCCAAGGGGAAGGACCAGUUGGGGCAGCCGGGCAUGUGAGGCCCUGGGCAAGGGGAUAGGGCUGGGGGUGUGCGGCAUAGGCUUCAGAAGUAUCUGCACAAUUAGAAAAGUCCCCAGAAGCUUUUUCUUGGAGGGUACACUUUCUUCACUGUCCCUAUUCCUAGACCUGGGGCUUGAGCUGAGGAUGGGAUGAUGUGCCCAGGGAGGGACCCACGAGAGCACAAGGGAAGGUGGCCACCUGGGGGUGUCCCGGGGACUCUUGUCAGUGCCUUCAGCCCACCAGCAGGAGCUUGGAGUUUGGGGAGUGGGGAUGAGUCCGUCAAGCACAACCGUUCUCUGAGUGGAACCAAAGAAGCAAGGAGCUAGGACCCCCAGUGCCUCCCCCCAGGAGCACAAGCAGGGUCCCCUCAGUCAAGGCAGUGGGAUGGGCCGCUGAGGAACGGGGCAGGCAAGGUCACUGCUCAGUCAUGUCCACGGGCGAUGAGCCGUGGGUUCUGCUGAGUGGGUGGAGCUCAUUGCUUUCUCCAAGCUUGGAACUGUUUUGAAAGAUAACACGGAGGGAAAGGGAGAGCCACCUGGUACUUGUCCACCCUGCCUCCUCUGUUCUGAAAUUCCAUCCCCCUCAGCUUAGGGGAAUGCAACUUUUUCCCUUUCCUUCUCACUUUUGCAUGUUUUUACUGAUCAUUCGAUAUGCUAACCGUUCUCAGCCCUGAGCCUUGGAGAGGAGGGCUGUAACACCUUCAGUCAGUCUCUGGGGAUGAAACUCUUAAAUGCUUUGUAUAUUUUCUCAAUUAGAUCUCUUUUCAGAAGUGUCUAUAGAACAAUAAAAAUCUUUUACUUCUGA